UUUUAAAGUAUAACUUCAGUUUUAUUUUUCCAUGGUAUUUUUCUUUCUGCCUUCGUGAAAUCACAUCUUUACAUGGGCUUUGGUGGAGGUCGUGGUGCAGUGCCAGCAGGUCUGAAUCGUGGUGGGGGUGUUCGGUCCUUCCGGGCCUCACGAGAUCGAUUCCUGACGACCUUGCUGUGAACGGCACAGCUCACGCAGUAGUGCAGCUUGACAUAGAGCUUGGGAAGCACGUAAGCGUCGAAGACGCUUGCUUCAGAUAUGUCCCUGACUGCAGCAGCUUCUACAAUGUUCCGAAUGACAAACUUCUUUUUUUUUUUUUUUUUUCGGAGCUGGGAAUCGAACCCAGGGCCUUGCGCUUCCUAGGUAAGCGCUCUACCACUGAGCUAAAUCCCCAACCCCGACAAACUUCUUAAUGGUCUUAUCCUUGGGCACGCACCGGGCGCAGUUCGUGCAGCGAAUUGGCUACACAUGGCCGCGGCCCUUUUUGGCACGACAGUUGUUUCUCCUUUUUUUGGUCAAAUUGGAGCCAAGACUCGAAAGCUGUGAAUCUUAUCUGUAAAUCACAGCACUUGUGUGGCAGAGGCAGCAGGAUCAGGAAUUCAAGGCCAUCCUCGGCUACACAGUGAGUUGGGGACCAGCCUGGACUAUAUGAGACCUUGUCUCAAAAUCAAAGUUCAAGUUCUCCCUUUACUUGCACUAGUAAAUUCUCUUAACAGCUGUGUUCUGGUUUGCUAUUCCCCAUUCUAUAUGUGAGUAAUCUAGGAUUCAGAGAGGGGACCAGGCUUGUCUGACACCCCCAGUUUAGUGUGGAGCUUGUGUUUGAAGCCAAGCUGGCCCUCUCCUGGUAAGGUACAGUAGCUCUGCUGUUUCUAGCCUAUCUUCAGUUCUGUGGGAAAUUAGUGAGGCUCAGAGUAUGGUAACUCUGGUCACACAUAGGCACACAGGUGAGCCAUCUCUGUUUUAGGAAGGUCACUGAGCACUUAUAGCUAGGACAGAAAUCAGAGAGGAUGCAGAUGAAGUUGCCAACUAAGGGUAGUUCGUUUCUAGAUAAAAAUAAUCGCGGCUUUUACCGAAGACCAGAUCUGGGCCUCCAUAAGUACCCGAAACUCUACGGAAUGCAAACUCUACGGAAAUCUUAAGAUUUCUGUGUCGCUGAGAGAAGACACCCAAAGUAUUAAUAAUUUUCCCCAAGAACAUAUAGUGAACUUUUUAUUCUUCAGCCUUUACAAUAGGACUCCUACUUGUCCUUCAUGAGUUUACGGAAGGCCAAGGAACUGUGAUCUGGAACGUGCUGUAACCACAAACGGCAAUUAUGGAAAUGACCCGCUUUAAGCUCCACACCUUGAACCAAUCUCAAACCCGCACAGGCAAAGCCUAGCACCACUCGGGAGGCUGGAGCAGAAUUCAAGGUCAGCUUGGCUUACAUGAGUUCCAGUCCAUGCUUUCCAUUCAGAAGUCACUACUAAGGACUGCGGUAACAAACUCCGUCUGAACAAGGAUUUGGAGUUGUCGAUCGGAUGCCAACCUGUACACAGUUCCAGGCCGCCCUGACUAAUUUGGGCACCAUGAAGCAGCUGCCCAUCUUGGAGCCCGGAGACAAGCCCAGAAAAGCUGCAUGGUCUGUGUUAUGUCUUCCCUUCGGCAGGUACACUCUGACUUGCCCUGGAGACAAGCCCUGCCCUCGAGUUGGCCACAGCUGCUCGUAUUUUCCCCCAGUUGGCGAGGCCGAGAAAGGGAAGGUCUUCAUUGUCGGGGGAGCAAAUCCAAACCAAAGCUUCUCAGAUGUACACACCAUGGAUUUGGGAACACACCGGUGGGACACGGCCACCAGGGAGGGCCUCUUGCCUCGGUAUGAGCAUGCCAGCUUCCUUCCAUCCUGCUCUCCUCACAGUAUCUGGGUGUUUGGAGGUGCAGACCAGUCAGGAAAUCGAAACUGUCUACAAGUCAUGAAUCCCGAAGCCAGGACAUGGAGCACACCAGAAGUGACUGGCUGCCCACCAUCCCCAAGAACAUUCCACACAUCAUCAGCAGCUAUUGGAAACCACCUCUACGUCUUUGGGGGAGGAGAGAGAGGUGCCCAGCCCGUGCAGGAUGUGAAGUUGCAUGUAUUUGACGCAAACACUCUGACGUGGGCUCAGCCAGAGACGCAUGGAAGUCCUCCAUCUCCCCGGCACGGCCACGCGAUGGUGGCAGCAGGGACAAAACUCUUCAUCCAUGGAGGACUGGCAGGGGACAGGUUCUUUGAUGAUCUCCACUGCAUUGAUAUUGGUGACAUGAGCUGGCAGAAGCUUGGUCCCACCGGUACUGCCCCAGUAGGCUGUGCUGCCCAUGCCGCCGUGGCUGUGGGACACCAUGUGUAUGUGUUUGGAGGAAUGACUGCCACUGGAGCACUGAACACAAUGUACAAGUACCACACAGAAAAGCAGCACUGGACCAUACUUCAGUUUGACACUUCCCUCCCCCCUGGACGCCUGGACCACUCCAUGUGUGUCAUCCCAUGGCCAGUGAUGUCUGCCUCUGACACUGAAGACUCAGGUUCUGUCAUUCUCAGCCUCCAAGAUGAGAAAGGGGACGCUGCUGAGAAACCAGAGACCCGGAGUGGAGGGUCCCGUGAGGAGAGUCCGACCACACUGCUGCUCUGUUUUGUGUUCGGUGGGAUGAAUACAGAAGGGGAGAUCUAUGAUGAUUGUCUCGUGACCGUAGUGGACUAAUAAAACCCACAUUUUUAUCACUCA
Molecule: messenger RNA, 2735 nt
Organism: Rattus norvegicus (Norway rat)
Lineage: Eukaryota; Metazoa; Chordata; Mammalia; Rodentia; Muridae
Source: RefSeq, a predicted model, not a curated record